Penaeus indicus is the source of this 615-nucleotide messenger RNA. RefSeq lists its product as uncharacterized. Lineage: Eukaryota; Metazoa; Arthropoda; Malacostraca; Decapoda; Penaeidae. The transcript has a single exon. The record is from RefSeq and is a predicted model, not a curated record. Bases 1 to 615 code for a protein of 204 amino acids.
AUGCGGAGCCACGAACUCGAGUUUCUCCUCAAAAGGUUCCACCAUGAAUUAUCAAUGGCCUGGAGAGGAUGGCCGGCGCUGUACCCAGUCACCUCGCCGGGACCCUCUCCUCGUUCGCCCAUUCAUCUGUCCAUCCAUUUUCCACGUUUCUGUUCAGCUAUCCGUCUAUCUAGUUAUCCACAGCUCCUAGGCAUCUGCCAAGCCCAUCAUCUAUCUUGCCGCGUCUCUUACAACAAUCCGUCUAGACGUCUGUCUGUAUUCCCAUGUGCAAUCACCACUACCACUAGCUCGUCCACGUCCACCUUCUAUACAACUACCACCGUCACAACCACAACCUCCACUACCACGACAACUGCUAUUACCAUCACCACAACAACUACCAUCAAGAUUACCACUACACUUACAUCUACUAUCACCACAACUACCACCCCCAACAGCACCAUAACCACAACCACCAUAACCGCCACCACAAUUACCACCGCAACUACCACCAUAACCACCACGACGUCCAUCCCACCUCCUGCAGCACCACCAACCCUACCAGUAGCAACAUCACCCAACCGCCACCACCGCCACCACUACCACCACCUCCUCCAACACUUCCGCGGAGGAUGA